AUGCGGCAAGACGAGAACAGCACGACAACGACACGGCGUACGGCCACAACGAGGGAGGGCAAGGCUACACUCACGGGCAAGGCGGGGCUCGCGGGGAAGACGCCACUGGGCAAGGCCAAGGCCGCGGCUUCCAAGACACAGCUGCGUGCCUCCCGCCCCGUCGCAGGCGAGAACACGCCCGCGCCCGCCGCGCCGACGCCGUUCAAGACCCCCGCCAGGCCGGUGGGCGACGAGAAGCAGGCGACUGCCAGGCCGACAUCUGCGCGCCGGCCUGCACUGUCGUCCAUCGGGUCCAACACGCCCGCGCCGACGUCCACCACGACGCCGGGCACGGCGCUGCUCAAGAAGCGCUCGGUGCUGUCGUCCACGGCCAAGCCCACGUCGGCGCUCAAGCCCACAUCCGCGCUCAAGGCCAACAACCCCCUCGCAGGGACGCCCCGCACCCCGCUGCACCAGACGACGGGGUACGCGCGCGCCCACCCGUCCGCCAAGGCCUCCGCUGCGGGCGGGUUCACCCUCAAGCGUAUCCCCGAGAGCAGUGGCGGCGGGGGGACGGCGCGCAGAGCCGGCACCGCGACGCCGCGUGCGCCCGUGCGGUCGAUCAGCGUCAUGAUGGACGAUGACGAGGUCGGCGCCGUCGCGAGCGCUGUUGACCGGCCAUAUGCGCCCCCUUCGCCCCCGGCCAGUCGCAAGGCCGCUGCCAUGUACGCUGCCGUCUUUCCAGAGUCGCAGGCGUCGUUGAACAUGCCGCCGCCCCACGACCCGUUUGCCGGCGACGACUUUACGUUCGAGCUGUAG
This is a messenger RNA of Vanrija pseudolonga, 798 nucleotides long. RefSeq lists its product as uncharacterized. NCBI's taxonomy places the organism in Eukaryota, Fungi, Basidiomycota, Tremellomycetes, Trichosporonales, Trichosporonaceae. The transcript is spliced from 3 exons. The record is from RefSeq and is a predicted model, not a curated record. Bases 1 to 798 code for a protein of 265 amino acids.